Penicillium verhagenii is the source of this 1545-nucleotide messenger RNA. RefSeq names its product DnaJ and TPR domain protein. The transcript is spliced from 2 exons. Gene Ontology annotation, molecular function: misfolded protein binding; protein-folding chaperone binding. Gene Ontology annotation, cellular component: endoplasmic reticulum. Bases 1 to 1545 code for a protein of 514 amino acids. NCBI's taxonomy places the organism in Eukaryota, Fungi, Ascomycota, Eurotiomycetes, Eurotiales, Aspergillaceae. Gene Ontology annotation, biological process: protein folding in endoplasmic reticulum. The record is from RefSeq and is a predicted model, not a curated record.
AUGCGCAUUUCGUUUGAAACACUCACGGCUGUCCUAGCUUGUCUAUCGACUGGCUAUGCCAUACAGAUUCCCCCGGACACGCCGCUCUCCGAACUUAUCACCUCUGCCAAAACACACCUCGCCAGCGGCUCACCUCGUGAGGCCUUGGUAUACUUCGAUGAAGCCAUCUUGCGCGAUCCGACCAACUAUAUUACAAUCUUUCAGCGAGGUGCGGCAUACCUGUCUAUUGGCAAGAAUCCUCAGGCGUCUGAAGACUUCAAUCGCGUGUUGGAACUAAAACCCGAUUUUGAGAGUGCAUUGCUGCAGCGAUCCCGCCUUCGGGCACGAAGCGCGCACUGGAAAGAGGCUCUUCAGGAUCUUGAGCGCGCGGGAAAGCGCUCGUCGUCUGAUUACAAGGAGCUUGAAGAAGCACGCGAUGCUGCAGGAUUGGCCGUUAUCGCUGAGCAGAAGGGUGACUGGGAGGCUUGUAUUACACAGGCUGGGGUGGCGAUUCUCAAGGCUAAUACAGACUUGAUUCUUCGACAGACCAGAGCACACUGUCGUUUUGAGAGAGGCGAAGUGGAGGAAGGUGUCAGCGAUCUCGCGCAUGUUUUACAAAUCUCCCCUUCAUUGGUGGAGCCUCAUUUACAGAUUUCGGCAAUGCUAUUCUACGCACUUGGUGACAGCGAACGGGGUUUAACUCAAAUUCGCAGGUGUCUUCAUACCGACCCUGACUCGAAACCCUGCAAUCGCCUUUAUCGACGAGAGAAGCAGUUGUCGAAACUUCUCGGAAAGCUCCAUGCCGCACUGGAAGCGCAUAAGUGGAGCAACGCAGUUAAGCUCCUGGUCAGCAGUGGCGAGGAUAGUGGUCUGAUCGAGGACGUCAAAGCGGACGUCGCGGAGGCAAGGGAGGCCGGUCAUAUUCAUCAAGCCGCCUCAGAUAAACUCUAUACUUUCCUGAUUGAGAAAACCUGUGAGGCUUAUCGUUCGAUGAAUAUGGCUAAAAAGGCUGGACCUUAUUGCGCCGAAUCUCUACAGUUGGUCCCAUUUUCGCUUCAUGGUCUUUUAUACCAAGCACAAUCGGAACUCGAUGAGGAUCAAUUCGAAGAUGCAGUGCGCACUCUCAAUACUGCCAAGGAGCAUCACCCUCACGCUCAAGAGAUUCAGUCGCUUCUGCAAAAGGCACAUGCGCUUUUGAAACGCUCCAAGCAGAAAGAUUAUUAUAAGGUGUUGGGUGUGAGUCGGGAUGCAGACGAGCGAACGAUCAAACGGGCUUACCGCCAAUUGACCAAGAUCAACCAUCCGGAUAAGGCUGCCACGCAGGGCGUGUCCAAGGAGGUAGCAGAGAAGAAAAUGGCAUCCAUCAACGAAGCCUAUGAAGUUCUUUCUGAUUCCGAACUUCGGGUUCGAUAUGAUAACGGAGACGAUCCAAAUGAUCCCGAGUCUCAGCGAGGAAACCCUUUCCAACAAGGCAAUCCCUUUGGUCAGGGUGGUGGUGGUCAACAGUUCUUCUUUCAACAGGGUGGACCACAAUUCAAGUUCUCUGGUGGCUUCCCCUUCCGUUGA